This is a messenger RNA of Rotaria sp. Silwood1, 474 nucleotides long. Lineage: Eukaryota; Metazoa; Rotifera; Eurotatoria; Philodinida; Philodinidae. The record is from the annotation of a GenBank genome assembly.
AUGUCUCCAAAGAAAAGUAAAACCACAAAACCAUCAUUAAAAAAAGCGGGAACGAUGACGACUACUGCAGCUACUGGUCAAGAAUAUUUACAACGAACAUGGGGUAAUGAUCGAUUAAAAAGAGUUAAUGCUUUAUAUGCUGCACGUGAUGAAGCAAAAACAACUUCAUCAACAUCACAAGCUAAACCAAAAUUAUCCAAGACACGAACUAUGCAAAAUACAACAAAAGAAGCAAAAGAAUUGCUUGGCAAAGAGGUACUUGCUGAUACACGUACCGAAACUAAACGUCGUCAAGCAGCUGCACUAGCUAGAAAAACACUUGAAAAAGCUAAGAAACAAAAAAGUCCGCGUAAACCAACUCUAAAACGACUUGGUACAAUGGCUAAAACAGCAAAUGAAGGUAAAGCAUACGUCAAACGAACGGGAAAGAAAACAACUCGACAAAAACGUACUGGUAGUCCAACUAAAAAAUAA